Aethina tumida (small hive beetle) is the source of this 3937-nucleotide messenger RNA. RefSeq names its product ataxin-1-like. The record is from RefSeq and is a predicted model, not a curated record. Gene Ontology annotation, biological process: regulation of DNA-templated transcription. Bases 486 to 1817 code for a protein of 443 amino acids. Gene Ontology annotation, molecular function: RNA binding; protein binding. NCBI's taxonomy places the organism in Eukaryota, Metazoa, Arthropoda, Insecta, Coleoptera, Nitidulidae. The transcript is spliced from 5 exons.
CGGACGUAACAAGUGGAAAAGAGGAAGUAUGGCGAUUGCAGGCGUGCACGGAGCAGGCGGGCAGGCCGAAGCCGGUCCGCGAAUCGGUUUGGGGGCCUCCGCCGAUCCGUUCGCGUGCACCGCACUCACACACACACAAACACACGUUCGUCCGUCCGUUCGUUCAGUGUUUCGCCAGUCUCUCUCGCGCCUCGUCGUCAGACACUCCGUCCUGCGUCCUGCUGUAACCGACGACGACACGUCCCCGCGUACCGGAUCAGCUGUGGGCGCGAUCCCGCAGGAAUUUUUUCUGUUAGUUCCCCGCCGUUUGGACGACUCGCCCAUUGGAUUAAUUGACUGCGAGUAGUACGGUACUAUCCGGUGGUGUGUGUUCCGGGGGAUAGUUCGUCCUGCACAUGGAGUACAACCUCGUCCCUGCUGGUUCAUUCAAAGAGGUGAGAGCCCGCCAUCUUCGUCGAUAAAAGGUGUGAGAAGGCUGAUUGCCGAUGAUUUCCGCUGGUGUGGAGGGAAGAAUACCCUACAUGACAUAUUCAGAAUCUUGGAGGGGUCCCCCCAAGCAACAGCAAGAGCUGUUCCUAGUACCAGCACCAAAACCACUUUCUACUAGUCGUUACAAUGGGGUAAACACAACGUCUCCAAAUGGUACCAGACUGGUUCCUCCUCUGGUACCACCCUCGAGACCGAUCAGUAAAUACCCCUCCCCGCCCACGAUACCAAUGAGUCCCGUCAAUUUGGCCCAAACAAAGGAAGAGGCCAACGACGACCUGAGCCAGUUCAACCCGUACCAAAGGGUGUUUCCGGGCCCUUACUUCCAAUACCCCAUUUACUCCCAGCACCACCCGUACAUGCUUAGCAGGAAUUACGCCAUGCCUCCAACACCCCUAUCUCCGAUGGACACCUUCUCCCCCACGAUCCCAACCCCUAGCAGCACUUCUACGUUCCUGUCGCCACCGAGCACCUUCAGUCCGCCCUCGUCGGUCAAAACGAUGUUGAGGGACAAGCGGACGCCGCCCCAAACCCCCACCUCCAUCCAACCGCAGGGCCAGACCCUGUUCAAGAUGCCGUCGGGCAAGGAGGGCUCGAUGAAACACCGCAUCCUGACCCGACCCGAGGACAACGUGCGCAACGGUCCCCUCGAUCUGCAGAAGCCGACGGAGGGCCGUAAGCGGCUGGCGGCCACCAUUUCGCCGCCCAGAUCGCCGAAGAAGACCAUCAACAACAACACGAUUCCGGGCAGCUUCACCAAGGGCUCGCUCAUCCGCUUGGACAACGGGGAGCUGAGACGGGUCGAGGACAUGCGGACGGAGGACUUCAUCGCGUCGGCUGACAGCAAUCCGGAACUGAGGCUUGCCGAAAGCACCGUGGUGAAGAUCGAGAACAGGGCCGCGGGAACUGCUACCAUUACGCUUAGCUACAAUCAAAGACGUGCACAGGUGGAGGUCGAAUCGCAGGUGGAGCACCCGUACUUCGUGAUGGGCAGGGGCUGGGCCUCGUGUCAUCCGGAGAGGACCCAGCAGUGCUACGGUCUGUCCGUGCAUCCGCUGAACGUUGGCGACAUCCUCAUCUCGUUGACGCCACGCGAAACGCCGCCCUCGAUCAAGUCCGGCACGAUCAUGACGACCGCCACCACGACGGCCAUAACGUCGCGUCCCGUCAACAGUACGCCGCCCAAGGGCGUCGAUCAGAUGCACCAGCCGGUGAAUAUGCACGCGCACGCGCAGCCGUCGUCGGCGUCUCCGGACAGGAAGAGGAGGUGGUCCGCGCCCGACGACAUGUGCGAGGAGGAGCAGAACGCGAGGCGGCCAAGGGCGGAAUGAAGAGUUAUUAGUGGUUGUUGAUUUUUGUUUUGGUUUUUGUACAGUUUUCUGAUGUUGUAAUUAUUGUGAAUAAGAACAGUUUAAUCAAUUAAUUAUGUCGAUAUACAUAUGGUUUUCAAAAAGAUAUGUUGCUGUAUAGAACGUUGGUAAUAUACUGUUGCUUUAAAAUGAUAUUAUCGUCGCAGAUAAAUGUCAAAACAUCCAAAAGAAAACAGUAAAAUGAUGUUUUGAUAUUUGUCUGGCUUUAAUACGCUGUACUCAGAAAAAAUUAGUGCAAUGAAAGUGUUGAAAAUAGUAGGAUGUAAGUUUCUUCAUGACAAUAUAAGAUGGGCAGGAUGCAAAUUAUAUGCUGACAGAACUGGAGUAUUAAAAUUGAGUGAUAUAAUUUUUAAAACAUGAACAAUAAAAAUUAGUGAUGGUUUUGUUAUACGUAGAGAAAGCACAGGUGACGAUUCGCAUUGUAAUCGUCACUUACGAUCUCAAAUUGAAGAUUUGUGUGAUAUAGGACUGCUUUUAAAAUAUUGUUCACAAAGAUCUGUAUUUUAUUUUACUUUUAAUUGGAAUUUUUGAUGUGUUUGCACAUGAACUGAAGGAAUAUUGCAAUGGACUAUUGUUUUUGUUAAUAUGAAUGGGUACAACAAAUUUCGGAGCCCGUUGAUUUUUAUCAAAACAACAAUAAUUAUACAUUAAACGACAUUUUCUUUUACGUUUUGUCAUUGGUGUGUGAUUUUACGAACUGAAUUUUUGAUCUCACUGAUUAAAAAUCGAUGUGAUUUUAAAACUGGCAUCUGUUAACAAAAAUAUUGUUCAAUGCACAUUUGUAAUUUAAUUUUAGAAAUUGUUACUUAUCUAAGUUAUUGGCCGUUCAGUUUGUUUUUUUUAACUUUUGCUCACUGAAAAUUUAGAUAUCAAAAAAUACAUGAAAUGUUUCAUAUAUGUGUAUGUACCUAUACAUGUAUAUAGAUAAAUGCUUUUUAAUGUUGUUUAUAUUUGUUAAUACACAAUUACCUAUUUCCAACUCACGAGUUGCAGAAAUAAGUAAUUUUGUAUCAUCACGUAUAUUUUUCCAUGUGAAUUCUUGGCUGUGAUACAGAAAAGUAUGUGGAACGAGUGUCACUUCCCUCCAUAUGUCUUAUCUUUAAAGAACCUAAAAGUUAACGUACGCAUUAACGUAAAAUACCUCACUUUGUGCUUAUUAUAAUUAUGAUAAAAAGGGAUAACGUUCUCUAGAAAAACGCUUGUAAUUAUUAUAAUGAAAACAGGAAACUGUGUUAUAUUUGAAAAAAAUAAAUGUUAUAUAUUAUACAAGCUUUACAGAAUGUCUUCAUUCAAAAACUGGUUUAGAAUUGUCAAAUAUGUAAAAAUUUAGCAUCUGCUUAUCUUUUCUAUAAGUUUUAAUGUUAAGAUUGUAAUUUCCACGUAAAUGUUCCACAUUCCACAUUUUAUCACAGGAUUCAGAUUGACGUGUCUAAUGAUUUACAUAUAAAUGUAGUGCAAUAGCUGUGAAAAAAGUUGGUAAUGUGUUGCAGUUGGUGAAAAGGCAAAGCUUAAUGUGAUUUAUUGUUUUAAUAACAAUCGAUAAUCACCCGGAUCAUUGAUUUGUGAUUGUUGUGAAACAGUAUGAAACGGUGGGCAUUCUGUGAUAAUUUCAAAAUUUUGAUUUGUGACAACAGUAUUUUUUAUUUAUUUAUAAAUUUGACUAUACCUGAAAUGUGUUUGUGUUUACCCUUGUACAAUCAAGAAUUUAUACAAUAUAUUGUUUGUAUAUAGAAUUUAUGCAAUUGUUUUGAACAAAAUGAAAAAACAAAUUAUUGACUAGGGUACCAAGCUCAAAUAUGGUAUGAUGUAAGAGCCUGUUUGGUAGUUAGAUACGCGAUAAAGAAAAGAGAAGACAAUGAUUAUGAAGUGCCUUUUAAUGAAAUAUGAGAGUAACGCCUCUCGAGAAUGUUAUUUAUCUAUGUAUAGAGGAUCUAUAAAAUCAAUGCUAACAGAUUAUGUACAGAUAUAUUAUAUAUAUAUAUAUAUUAUUUUACAGAUACAUGUAAGGUGUGCCAUGUUGUUGAAAUGUGAAGCCAAUUUGGCGUUGCAGUCAAACCAAUAAAAUAUAUAUGUACUAAUUU